Sinocyclocheilus grahami is the source of this 3590-nucleotide messenger RNA. RefSeq names its product transcription initiation protein SPT3 homolog. The transcript has 11 exons. Gene Ontology annotation, biological process: transcription by RNA polymerase II. Gene Ontology annotation, molecular function: transcription coactivator activity. The record is from RefSeq and is a predicted model, not a curated record. Bases 101 to 1138 code for a protein of 345 amino acids. NCBI's taxonomy places the organism in Eukaryota, Metazoa, Chordata, Actinopteri, Cypriniformes, Cyprinidae.
GAGGUGGCCCUCCUGAGAGGAGCCAGGGCCAUUUCACCAGAGUAUAUCAUCUUUCUAAUGAGGAAAGACAAGAAAAAAAUUACGGCUUCUCAUCAGGUACAUGCACUUCAGAGACUACAAAUCCAGAGUUCUCAAAACCAUCGAAGAUGAAGAUCUGCUGGAUUCAGACAAAUACAGCAGCAGCAGCGUCAACAAGAGACAGCGCCUGCUGCAGGACUUCAUGAGCUCCAUCGGCCAGACCGGGGAAUUCCUGUCGCUGGUGGAGGAAGAGGAGGUGGAUGAAGUCAAGCAGGAGCGGCUGGAGAGAAUUGAGAGGAUGACCAGAAACAUGGAUUCCAGUCAGUACAGUGAUUUCUGUGAAAGUCGACAGCUGAGUUUCUCUAAGAAGGCCUCAAAAUUCUGCAAGUGGCUGGACUGCAGCAGUCUGGAUGUGAAGCCCAACGCCAUGUCCAUGGAGAUCCUGUCCUAUCUGGCCUACGAGACGGUGGCCAAGGUUGUUGACCUUGCCCUGUUGGUUAAACAAGAUUCCAAGACUCCCAAAACAGACGAUCCGUUUCAACACGCCAUAUCAGCAACUUUCAUCCAGUACUGCAACUCCUCGGCUGAGGCUACAAGCACCAAAAAGGAGACGGACUCUCCGGAAAGCAUGCCGCCGUCCACUCCCAGCAGCUCUCUGACGGGACACCAGGGAAAGAUGCACUCCAUGGCCCAGGGCAACGGUGGGCCGAACCAAGAUGGCAGCAGUAAGAUCAAACAGAGGAAGAGGAAGAAGAGCGUGGCGGCCUGCGGCGCGGAGGCUCCGAGCAGUGCCAUCCAACCAGCCCACAUCAGAGAGGCCAUCAGGCGCUACAGCCACAAGAUUGCCCCGCUCUCCCCCUUCUCAGCCGUGAGCGUGAUCAGUUUACAGUGGGCCACUCGCAGACGCCAGCACAGUGGCAGCGGCCGCGCUCUAAUGAGAGCUGACAGACGUGACAGAAAGAAAAUGUCACAGCAGAGCUGUGAAAAUAAACCGCUGCACAUGAGAAACCUAAGCUCUGAGCACCUGCUUUCUGACUCAGGGAAAAGAGCAACAUCUUCCAAACAUCUCCUUCUGAGUUGCACAGAAAAUGGAAAGCUGUACGAGUUAGAAAUGACAUGAUGGGCUGUCAGUUCAGAGUGUUUGGACUGCAGAGACGAACUGAAAUCCCAGAUCUGGAUGCGCUCCAUCAGGGACCCAAUAAAGGCUUUGAGUAAUGAACGCAGCGCUUCCUGCACCAGACUUUUAUUAGGCUGCGCUCAAGUGCACCAAGUCUCACCAUGAGCUUCAUCCGUUUCCAUGUUCAGCAGACUCCGUGGCUCCCGUUAGCCUCGGACGUCACCGAUUCGCACAGCCUGCCAGAUAAUAACCGCACGUUAUGCGCAGGUCAGUUUUCAUUCUGAUUACAAAUCAGUUGUUGUAUUAAGACAUCCUAUGAACUUCUGUCCGACUGCACACGGGGAAGAAAUGAUGAUGAACGUCGGCUCCGGUUGCGUCUGGCCCGUUGAAUCGGGAGCGUCACGAUGCCAUGAAGUCAUUGCAAUCAUCUGAUCGUCUAGAUCCAGCGUUAGUGCUCUUUCUCAAAACGAAGUGAGCAAUGUCAUUUCUCGAACAUUUCCAUUUGAUGUUGUUGUGGCCAUGAUUAUGACUAGUGUCUUUAAAUGUCUGAAACACAAAGCAGAUUCUUGCAACAGCCUCAUAAAUCAUCAGGAAAGUUAUUGACUAAUAUGGAGUCUCGAAGUGGGGCAGAAAGCCGCUUGGGAAAGCUGCGAAGGGCUCGUAAAAUGUGUAACUUCUUGAAAAGGGGCGGCUUUUCUCACUCAGCACAAUCGCUUUCCCCCGGCCGCUUCUUCCCAACGUUUGUGUGAGUUUCCCAUAAGUGACUCGCGUAGAGGAACGCAAUGACUGCAGACGACUGGAUAUUCACACCUCAGUGGCUAAAUCAACUGGCAGAAGGAGAGGCUUCCUGAGCAGGUGUCUGGAUUUUCACAGGUCUGGCGUGUCGCGUCCCAGCAGAGUUCACGAUCCUCGGGUUCCAGGCGCGCCGGGUCUCGCUGUCACGUAUCAAACCUGAGCAGAGCUUUUAGCUGCACUAGUUUGAUUUAAUGUGUUGUUGCAUUCAUAAGUAGGCCUACUGCAAAAAUGCAAUGCAUGAUAAUUAUUUACAGCAUGUGCAUAAAGCAUUCUACAUUUGCAUACUGCAUGUUUCUCGUCUAAGGCAGGACAGAGUCCCUAUGGAGGAUUCUUCAUUUAGAGCCAAACACGGUGUGACGGAGGGUCACGUGACCUGUCUAAUAAACAUGUCCAGUGCUCUCAAUGGGUCACGGAUGAGAACAGGCUUUUAAAAUACCUUCUCUCUGUUUUGGAGUGAUGUGGCCAAUAGAUAUUGGAGCGAUUUACACCGAAGUUAUUGAAUAAAGUCGUCUUUCACUGAGCUCUGAUUGAUAAGGAUCUCAGAGCAGAACAGACUCUGUGGAUAUGAACACAGAGAACAGUCUGACCAGGACGAAGAGCCCGGUGCAUUAUGGGAUGCUUGUCCAUAUCAGCGUCAAAUUUCCGAUGACCAAUAUAUAUAUAGCCCAUAGCCUAUAUUGAUGGCAUUUUUAAUUAACAACCAGACUGAUGUCUUUGGAAAAGCUUUAUUUUGAUUAUCCAUGAGAGUAAUUUCAUAUUUAAUAUUCUGAUUGUAAUCAGAGUCCGCAUAGGUAUCCAAAUAUAACUUACUGUAUGAUUUGAUCUAACUUGCCAUUACCACAUAAUUGAAUUCCAGCGAAUUCUCGGGAAGUCUUCAUAUUGAUAUAAUGUUUCCAUAACAUUAUCAUGCAAUAAGCUGCCCGUUAUUUAACAUGUUAAACCUGGAUGAGUGUAAUUUGAUUGUGUUUGCGAAGUCGAAGUAGCGUGAAAGGUGAUUAUUAUAUAUACUGUCCUUUAUAAAGCUUUUGGAAACUAACAAAGAAAUGGCUUUAGUACUGAUUUCGUUUUAAGGAUCAGUGGUUUGUAAAAAUACGCAACAUGUGGACAUGGCUAAUUGCUAAAUGAACAAAGAAGUGAGAUGUAUAAUAAUAGCGUGUCGUUCUCACGCUAAUGAACGCAGCCGCGAGCUAGCCAGUACUAUCAAAGCAUGUGGGGCAAAGAAUAUGUUUGUUCAUCCGCAGCCUGACUAAUUAUACGAAAAUAACAGCCAAGAUGGAACAGCAUACCUUUUCUUCAGAAAGAAGGAGAAUUUUUGCUUAGCUUGGCAUUUGAAACGGCUUCUCGAUAUUUGACACCUCCGCAAAGUCGUUUGUCAAACUGAACCGUAGCCGCGUCCAAAAGCCCAGAGCACAAAUACAGCACUGAGCACCUGGGUGUCUUGAUGCUUGACAAGAAACAGCCCACAGCCUAAAAAAACCUUCAGCAACCCUCUGUUCCUUUAAACAGGUGGUCCCGGGGCAGGCCGUGUUUACAGUGAUGUUGAGAACUCCUUCAGUAGAUUAACUAGUCUGCGAGGAGCGUAACGUGCAGCUCGAGUUUGCAUAGCAAACCGUCUAACGCUGUUUGCAUUUUACACGUGUUCACUUUAUAAAGCAAUAUA